This is a messenger RNA of Hibiscus syriacus, 1005 nucleotides long. RefSeq lists its product as uncharacterized. The transcript has 4 exons. NCBI's taxonomy places the organism in Eukaryota, Viridiplantae, Streptophyta, Magnoliopsida, Malvales, Malvaceae. The record is from RefSeq and is a predicted model, not a curated record. Bases 1 to 1005 code for a protein of 334 amino acids.
AUGUGUGUUGGAGGUUCAAUGUGUAUCAUAUUUGUGGGAACUUCAUCUACAUCAUCAUCAUCAGAGUCCAUGUUGAACUGUGUGAUUUUGGCUGAACGAAUAGUCCAGUCUCAGCACCAUCCACACCUGGCUCAUGAAGAGGUUUUUUCUGGUGGAGAUGAGAGUUCCUCCACGGUGUCAAAAUUUAGGUCGAACAAGCUGAAUGUUGUAUCCGGAGGCCCUUGGAUGAUUUAUGGGAGCUACCUGACAGUUCAACCCUGGUCUAGACAGUUCUCUACAGCCGAAGAUCACCCUCAGAUGAUACUUGUUUGGGUAAGACUUCGCGGACUUCCUUAUCGUUACUACGCAAAGAGUCUCUUUAGAGCUAUUGCAGGUGCUUUGGGAAAGAUAGUUAAGAUCGACUAUAACACGACUGAAGGCAAGAGGGGAAGUUUUGCGCGUCUUGCAAUUGCUGUUGAUUUGGGGAAACCAUUAACUCCAGGAUUAAUGAUAGAUGGGAGCUAUCAGGGGUCGAGUAUGAAGGUUUGCCAACGAUAUGCUAUACUUGUGGUUCCCCAGCGAAAGAGGAGGCAGCCUCUAAACACGAAAGCGGGACGCGUUGACGGUAACGGUACAGACAAACAAAAGAGUAGUGGGGCAGCCGUUUUGGUGCGUUGGCUGAUCAAGAAAGUGAGCAGGCCGAACAAAGGGUUGAAUCGAAGCAAAUUGGUGGAGAAUCGGGGAGCAAAAUUAAUGUUGACAGUGGAAAAGGUUGUUGCGGGUGGGGAUGUCACAAGGAAUGAGAAUAGGAAGGAGGUUAGGACGGAAUUUGUUGUGGUUAAUAAUUUAGAAAAUUCAGUCCAGCUUCGUGCGAUGGAUACGAAUGGAAAACACACAGUCAUUAAUAUUGAGGAUGAGAUUCGGAGAAGAAUUCUUACGGAAAAUAACGGACGACCAUCAAGGGGUAUUAAGAAUGGCUCAAGUUCAAAGAAAGGGGAGCAAUUCAUGGCAGCAGCGAGGGGCUGA